Messenger RNA from Exophiala spinifera, 939 nucleotides. RefSeq lists its product as uncharacterized. The record is from RefSeq and is a predicted model, not a curated record. The transcript is spliced from 3 exons. Gene Ontology annotation, molecular function: cytochrome-b5 reductase activity, acting on NAD(P)H. NCBI's taxonomy places the organism in Eukaryota, Fungi, Ascomycota, Eurotiomycetes, Chaetothyriales, Herpotrichiellaceae. The coding region runs from base 1 to 939 and encodes 312 amino acids. Gene Ontology annotation, biological process: ergosterol biosynthetic process.
AUGCCUGGCUAUCUGAGACCUACUCUGAAAGUGGCCGGUGUCGCUGCUGCCGGUGCCGGACUGGCCUUCAGCGGAUAUCGACACUACAACUCGACAUCCUUCUUUUUCACCCCGGUUCACGCCGAGACUCUCCCAUCAGACUCUCGAGCUGCUCUGAAGAAAAUGGAGUGGAAGGGCUUCACUGAACUGAAGCUUCAGAGCUCGGAGAUGGUCAACCACAAUGUCAAGCGAUUGACAUUUGCCCUGUCAGAUGAUGAAUCCAUUACUGGCAUUUCACCCAUCACAUCUCUGUUGACCCAACAUACUCCGGAAGGUGCCUGGAUUCCUGUCUUCAGACCGUACACCCCAGUGAGUGACAAUGAUCUCCCUGGGACCGUCACCUUCCUGGUCAAGAAGUAUCCAAAUGGCAAGGGCUCCGGCAAGAUGCAUUCCCUGCAGCCUGGUGAUUCGAUGAAAUUCAAGCCACUCCACGAGUUUGACUACAAACCCAACCAAUUUUCUGCAAUCACCUGUAUCGCUGGUGGCUCGGGCAUCACUCCAAUCUAUCAACUCACUCGUAAUAUCCUCAACAACCCAGAGGACAAGACGAAAAUCACCCUGGUUUAUGCCAACAAUACCGAAGAGGAUAUCCUGCUGAAGAAGGAAUUCGACGAACUCGCUCAGAAGUAUCCUGAACGCUUUACCAGGUCCUAUGUCGUCAGCAAAACCACCCCGCAGAACGAGGCAUCAUACGAAACAGGGUACGUUAACAAGGCACUACUCAGCAAAGUCAUGCCGCACAAGAUGAACGAACGAAACAUCAAAGUCCUUGUGAGCGGACCUCCGCCAAUGAUUGAAAGCGUUGCUGGAGCCAAGGGCGGCUUCGGUUGGACCCAAGGCAGCCUUGGAGGCAUUCUCGGCGAACUGGGAUACACCAAGGAAGAAGUGCACAAGUUUUAG